UGAAGAAUAGUGGAGAAAGAAGGGGUGAAUUAAAUUGUAGUUACCAUCCUUUACACUUCUAAACAGAGUAAUGAGGACAAAUAAAAUGCUCUAACAUCGAGGAUUAUACUAAAGUGAAUCUCCAGCAUAAUAUUAUAUCCACCGCUGAAAACCUAAAUAAGUCGCCCUCUAUAGAAAUAAUGAUGAAUACCGCCAUAAAGUUCAAAGGUGCUUAUACGCUGCGAGCGCUCUCUGUGGAAAAACCCACUGCUAUUUAUAGGAUGCAAAAACUGCAAUUUAUUUACAAAAGAUCUACUCAAGUGUGAUUCUACUAUUAUUACCGUAUUUGUAUUCGGGAACACAUUUGAAUAGAGAAUUCAUACUUUUGAUCAAAGUUAGGCGCACCUCUUUCGACACAUAUUUUAUAUAAUCAAAGUGAGAACUUGGUACAGAACUGCAUGCAGUUAUAGGACGCACUUGUUGCGUAGAUUCGAAUAUUGGUAAAGUCUACUACGUUAUUGCAUAAUAGUUAGAGCUUGCAUGAACUGAGUAUUGGCUUCUAGUACAAAUCAGCUGAUCACACUUUUAAGUUUUAUUGGACAUCGAUUGGGUAUAGGCGUAGAAUGAGCUCGCGUUUGUAAUAAGACAGAGAACUCUAAUAUUUGUAGCAAUGGCUGCGAAGACUGAGGAAGAGAAAGCUCCAAGCUCUGCAGAGAACCUGACGUGUCCACUAUGUCUUGAUGUCUUCGACGAGGCAACCAUCCUGAAUUCAUGCGGACACACCUUCUGUCGGAAAUGUCUCAAGAACUAUGACUUUUCCCACCAGGAUCUCGACCACAUGAUCUUUCCUCUCUGCAGGAAGAUCACCAAGUUGUCUGCGAACCGUGUCGAUGAUUUCCUCAUCAAUGGUACUGUCAACGGACUUGUAGACAAUUACCACGCCGAGUGUGGAGGGAUGAACGCUGUCCUUGAGAUGCGUCCAAAAUGCACUGCUUGCAUGGUUCAGCAAGAUGCUGUCUCAUUCUGCUGUACAUGCAAUAACUACAUUUGUGAUAAGUGUCUGGAUUGUCAUAAACAUCUUAGAAUCUUUAAAAGUCAUGAUAUUGUAUCCAUACAGGAUAUCAACAACGGGAAGAUCAGUAUUGGUCAUCUCUCCGAGAAGUGCUGCAUCCACGAACAAGAGAACAAAGAUAUGUUUUGUGAGGAUUGUAAGGUCCAUGUUUGUUUCAAGUGCGUGAUCGUCGGUCAUCAACAUCACAACAUCAAGAAUCAGACUGACUUCGAGAAGCAGUUACGUCUAAAGGUGAACGACCUAGUCCAGCGAUGUACCACUAAGAAAUCAGAACUGGAAAAGAACAUUCAGAACGUGGAAGUGCAACGUAAUGAAGUAUUCACUGCCGUGCAGAAACUACUGAAUGAUGUCAGUCAAGCCUACAGCAUCAAGGCUAAAGAGCUUGAAGGAAAUCAUCGAAAUCUCAUCGAGCAAAUCAAUGCAGUCAAGCGGAGUUUCGAUGACGAACUCAACGUCUUGAAAUCCAAGGAUCGACAGAGGAUCAAGAGUAUUUGUAGUUCAAUAACACUGGUAGCUAAUGACAGACUGGGUCGUCUUGAGACGGACAGUCUGUCUGCUCAUACCUUGCUCUGUGAGGAGCUGGAUGCCAUGCUGAGGGAGGCUACUGAUAACUCUUCUGCGGCAGCCAUUACGAAGAAAGCACAGGAGACGAGGUUCAAGCCUGCAUAUGAUACUCGUCUUGACCUCGGGAGCAUCUCAGAAUCAGAUCACAAGUUGCAAGUCAUUCAAUGUGUAGAUCUACGGGGAUGCAUGCAUGGAAUGACCCAGUACUCUGAUGACGGUGUGGCUAUCGGAUAUUGGGAUUCACAUGAUAUAGAUACCAUUGAUUCAGCUGGUAAACAAGAGCAGUAUGCAAAUAUACCAACUAAUAAGAAGUGUUAUGAUCUUGUGUUUCAACAAGACAGGUCGUUAUGCAUAUCGAUGGGCCCCAGGGAAGUACACAUAUAUUAUCCCAAUGGAUCCAGGAAAUCAACUAUCCACGUGAAUAGCAAUUACGAUCCUCUCAGAUUAAACAGAAGUCCUUCAGAUGAAAUCCUCAUCGCUAACAAUGGGAAGAAAGUCUACAUCUAUGACCCGACUGAAUCCACUCUCAAACACACUGUUUCAACAAAACACAACAUGACCCAGGUAUCUGCUACCAGGUCGGGUUUGAUCGUCACGUGUUCAUGUUAUCCAAGCGUGGUGACAGUCUAUGACAGGAAUGGGAAUGCUGGUAAGUCUCUAGAAGCUCCAAACGAUGUCCUCCUGUUUGCUGCCGUGGAUGAGCAGGACAGGGUGUAUGUAGCGAGUGUUGAUCGUAAGAAGGGUAACGUGGCGAUCAGGCUCUAUGACCUUGAUGGUCUGAACCUGAAGGAAAGAGUUGAGUUUAAUGUACUUAAUCUGACGCUUGAAGAUCCUUGGUGUUACUUGGUUUCCCUCUCUCCAGACAUGCUUGCUUUUGCUCGUCACAAGAAGUUGUAUUUUAUCAAAGUAUCACUGUAAUCCAUCUCACACUCUAUAUACCUCUCUGCUCCAGCUCUAUUCUAAUAUGGGCCUAUAAUGGGUCAUAUUACAUGUAUAUUGUUUAUUAUGUGAUUACUGACCAAACGAGAAGAUGCCCAUUCUCAGAUAGAUUUUACAGUGGACAUUAUAACAAUAUAACAAUAACGUACGUCCCUCUAUCUGAAUAGUAUGCGCAUUCGUAAAAUGUACGUAAAUUAUAUACUUCUUGAAUUGUUUUCUAUUUGAUAUUUUAUUAUAUGAUUGGUACUACAAAAUCAAAGAUUAAUAUAGAAUACAGAAACACUGUUGAUUUUUUUCGUUUUGGCUCAUUGUUUUGGCGAUUUACUCUAAUGAGAGCAAAAUGAAUCUCUGUCGUAAAGCAAUAUUCGUUGUUAUAUUCUUUGAUUGAUAUUUAAUUUGUUUUUGUGUGUGACAAAGCACAUCCUGACUUAAUAUUGUACUUUGGAGCCGAAAAGUAUUUUUUAAACUUCUGGUAUCAAUAUUCCCUUAUCCCUUUUCCUUCGGUUUCAUUGUAGCAUAAUUUAAUACUACUUAAAAGUAAUUCAUAACUUUAGAGACUUUGAAUUUGAAUGUAAGAGGUAUAUAUAUGUUUCCAUCGCUUGAGACGCAAAAAAAGAGAAGCAAGUGAUCUGAUAUCGUAAGGUAUAACUUGAAAAUUGAUAUAAUAUUGAUGACCUUCUCAUUGGUGUGAUUUAUAUUAUGUCGUCAUUCUCAAAGUACAUACAUGUUUAUUUUGUUUUUGUUU
Messenger RNA from Strongylocentrotus purpuratus (purple sea urchin), 3299 nucleotides. RefSeq names its product E3 ubiquitin-protein ligase TRIM31-like. NCBI's taxonomy places the organism in Eukaryota, Metazoa, Echinodermata, Echinoidea, Camarodonta, Strongylocentrotidae. Gene Ontology annotation, molecular function: zinc ion binding; ubiquitin-protein transferase activity; protein binding. Gene Ontology annotation, cellular component: nucleoplasm; chromatin. Gene Ontology annotation, biological process: positive regulation of DNA-templated transcription. The record is from RefSeq and is a predicted model, not a curated record. The coding region runs from base 650 to 2533 and encodes 627 amino acids. The transcript has 2 exons.